GGUUGGCGCAGUUUUGGCGUUGGCGAUUUGAAUGAAGAGGGAAGACGCCGUUUAAACGUCCUGGACCCCGGCGAUGGACAACGGUAGCGUGGAGGAGACGGCCGCCGCCCUGGUCAGGGAAUAUCUGAGCCGCAAGUGUUGGGAUGUGCCAAUAUGCUUUUAAACAUUAAAGACACGAAGUAUCUGACUCAUAGUGGAUAGAAAAGAGCCAAAAGAGAAGAAGGAAGUUGGAAUUAUCUACAAGAGAAAAAUUAUACAACAAACCAAUGGAGCCAGUGGCUGACAAGUCCUCUGAAUUGAAUUGACUUUAUUACUUACAUUCUUCAGAUACAUGUGGAGGUUUAAAGAAGACGAUCUCUGCCAUGGACCAGGAACUUCCACGCUCAGAGGGCAGCAUUAACACGCGAAAUGAGCUCAAGAGAGUACUGCACCUCGAUUCCCUAUACAAACAGAACAAGGCUCAAGUGGUGCCUCUAAAGACAAUGCUUGAAAUAAUCACCAAAUACUUGUUGGAUUCUUCUGAAAAUACAAAGAAUUUAGCACGGGACAAUCUUCGAACGCCAGCUAUAGUAAGCCAGCGAGCCACAGCUGUCCGCUUUGACAGUACCUUGGUUAACAUCUACGACAUCUCUGAUGAAGACAAAGGGGGGACUGUACCAUUUCAUGAUCUGAAUAAAAUGGAGUCUUGCAGGUUCUCAAAUGAUUCAGCCAAUUUGUCCUGUAUGUCUGCGACCCCUUGCAAGACCUUACAGAGUUCACUGAAGAAGAAAGAUCGAUCUCCAGGUGGUAAUGGAUGCUCUUCAGGUGGUGAACCGGGGCUGCUUCCUGUGAAUGUCCUAUCGCAAGAUUCUUCCAGGGUUAACAUGUUUCCCAUUGAGGGUAGAGGAACAAAUAUGGAGCAGAGACCAAGGUCCUGUCGCAUAGUACGUGGCAUGAUGCCUGCCCCAGUCCGUACUGUACAGGAGGACCCCUCCAAAAAGCGCCUAAGCAAACGAGGCUCAGGAUCCAACCUGACCCUGCAUGUAAUCGAAAGUGACGUUGACAGCGGCGCCUGCUUGAAGGGCUACACACGGCAGACAAGCAACUCAUGCGAAUGCAUUGCUGGGUCUGACUGGCUGCCUGCUACCGGCACCCGGGUGGACCACAUGGCAGAAGGCCCGUCUUCUCAGGACUACCCACAGAUGAAGCCCCCAGGCUACUAUCCUGCUGGCCGCUGCAGUCAGAAGCCGCAGGAUUUCCGAUGGUACCACGAGCCAGUCGAUGACCUCGGCAUUGAGAGGUUACCAGAACGAGCAAGAUGCCAGACCCCAAGUGGUCUGGAGACGAAGCACCCCCCGAAUCUGAAUGCCAACGUGCCUGAAAGGAGCAGGAAGGUGAAGUUUGCGCCAGAAUGCAUGAACAUUGAGCACAAGGCUAGAGACAGUGAUGCUCCGAGUAUUGAGGAUCGACAUGCCAGAAUGUCUUCAAUGCGUUCUGAAAAUCAGCUGGAGGAGCGGCUACAGUUAGCUGACAUUGAUGAUGAUGACUUCGAUGAAGUUGAUGAAAUUCCAACCAUUAGUUCGCUUCGUAAGCAUCACAUCGAUUCAAAACCCAUAGACCAGGCUCUUGCAGUACAGCUGAAAAACCUUCUGUUUGGCUCCAGUUUCUGCUGCUUUGCUGAGGAAUGGAAGAUACAGAGUUUCACUUUCAAUGAUCUACCUGAAUUAAAAUACGGAAUCGUUCAGAAGAAGGGUGGUCCAUGUGGGGUUUUGGCUGCCGUUCAAGCCUGUGUCUUGCAAAAGCUGAUCUUUGAAGACGUCGUCAGCAGCAGCACUGAAAGCAUCCUCCCUCUGCCCCACAGGGAGCUACGGCCCAGCAAUGGGCAGCGAUCACAGAGUCUCGCCUUGGCCAUCGCAGACAUACUGUGGCGUGCAGGUGAAAGGAGAAGAGCCGUGGUUGCACUGUCAACAGGAAGACAGCAGUUUAUCCCAACAGGAAAAUAUAAAGCUGAUGGGACUGUAGAAACGAUUAUAUUGAAUACACUGACCAACUUCAAAGAUCUGACCACUUUCCUUCAACAAAAUGUUGGCCAGUUUGAGAUUGGACCAUUUGGCUGCAUUCUUCUGACACUGUCUGCUAUUUUAUCCAGAUCCAUUGAAUUAGUAAAAUCUGACUUUGAUGUCCCCACCAGUACAUUGAUCGGAGCUCACGGCUACUGUACACAGGAGCUUGUAAAUCUGCUGUUGACUGGUAAAGCUGUCUCCAAUGUUUUCAACGAUGUUGUAGAGUUGGAUUCUGGCAAUGGCAACAUCACGGUCCUCAAAGGAAUUUCUGGGCGUAGUGACAUUGGACUGCUGUCACUCUUUGAGCACUAUAGCAUCUGUAAGGUUGGAUCCUUCUUGAAGACACCAAAGUUUCCUAUCUGGGUGGUGUGCAGCGAGAGCCACUUCAGCGUCUUGUUCUGCCUAAAGAAGGAGCUGCUGAGUGACUGGAAGUCUGAGAGGAGAUUCGACCUGUAUUACUACGAUGGCCUGGCAAAUCAGCAGGAUGAAAUUCGUCUGACAGUCGAUGCAUCAGAGGGAUGUCCAUUAGAAGGAGAGGAUGAUUUAAUUCCACCAUUGGAGCUGUGCAUCAGGACAAAGUGGAAAGGAGCGUUUGUAGAUUGGAAUGGAACAGAACCCAUCCUGUGACAUGGUGGACCACGAGCUCCAGAGUGAAUUUGGGAACCUGUGCCUCGCAAUUGAAAGGUGUAGGAACCACGCAGCAGCAACGCCUUUGCUUCUAUAAUGCCACAGAUGAUAUCAGGAGAGGCCUUCAACUUUCUCUGUCGUCGGGUGGCACAUAAUAACACCUCCAUCCAUUAAUUUCCCUCAUUUCCUCUGAUUGUGGACCAGGGUUGGGGGUGGGAGGUGGUGAUUGUAACCCUAAGGCGUACACCAGGGAAGGUUGCGAACUAGGCACCAGCCUGUCCCACGGAUAAGAUGCCAGAAUAUGAUGCACCUCAUGGUUAUGCAUCUUAAGUCAUUUAAAUGAUGUCCUGGGAUAGGAGGCCUUCCUGUUUGCCAUCAACUUAAGACUUGCAGUGAAAUGUGGGUGUGUUAAGAAUGAUCAGUAGAUUGAGUGGGGUCAUUGGGAAGAGUGAACCUCCUCUGGCAAUGCCUCAAGGUAUGAAGGUGAACACUGCACUAAUACCUUAAUCCAACUUUCUCUCCAGUGUCAUCUUGGACUUAACAAAUGCAACGUUAAAGUGUUGCAUGAGUCAAUUAACAUUUUUGAAAUUAGUGAAGUAGGAAUUUGGUCUGAAGCCAAAUUGUCCUGUUGGCAUUAUGUCUCCCCAGGUGUCUGAUUUGAUGGGAGACGAUAGAGUCACAGUUCCUUAAACCGAGUCAGCAAAAACCCUUUACCUGAUCAGCUACCAUAAUAGUGCUUUUGUGGCUGACUAUAGUAAUGCUUAGCUCAUUCAUUGACUGUUUAGAUCAUGAGCAGCACCUAUGAUUUCCAUCUGUUUGGGUGGGGUUCAUAGAUAGUAAUGUAAACCGUAAAGAAAAGCAGUCAAUACAGACCAGAUGUCCAACCCUAUUAAACUAGGCGAGUCUUUCUUGUCAUGCCUUCACUGCUCUGACUGGUGUGAGGGUUGGGGGAUGAUGUACACCUUCUCUUCUGUCGUGGUUCACAGGUACCUCUUGAGACUGAACGGACAAGGUGGCAGUGAAAGUUGGGGAAGGUGAUGGAAGUGUGGAUGGUGGUUGAGAUGGAGAAAGAUCUUGGUGACACAGAUCUGGAAUACCACAGUGAUGCUGCGGAAAUGGAGAGAGAAGAAACGCUUGUCCAGGUGUCACGUCAAGUGUGAGUGUCAGCUCCCGACGCACCAGUAUGGACUGGUGGUAACACCAUACUGAGCAGAGCCUGCUCAGUGCCACCUGCAUUAGACCCAUCCAGGUUCUUAAACAGUUGUUGGGCUUAUGGAUCCACCACAGGUAUUUGAAAAGCUACUUCUACUAAUGCAGUGUACCUGAAUGUGAACACAGUUUAGCUGUGAGAAGUUGAUCACUUAAAUUAGACCAUUUCCUCCAACGAGGACCAAUUUCUCACUUGUGGUCUUGUAGACAGCAGAGAAAGGGUAACAACAAAUCCCGUAAUUAACUAUGGACUUUGCUGACGAUGUAGCCAGAAGACCCUAACAUUAUUGUUUUCACGAAAGCUAGAGUACUUCCGAGAGUAAGGUAUAGUUAGUUUUGCAAAUUGUUCCCAUUUACUAGUCAAUUUUUUUGCUCUAUAUCCUUAGUGUCACUGCUUCAAGGAAGUGUCUUUCCCCACUUUAAGCAAACAGAGUGUACUGCUGGACACUAUAUAUUGUGGGAUUUAUUUUGCCUUGGUUAAGAACUUGCCAUUCAUGAUAUACAAGUGGAUGUAAAAGAUCCUAGGCACUUCUCGAAAAGUGGUGCCUCUUUAUAACUUGUCUUGGCCGGCAUUCAUUACCAUAAGACCAUAAGACAAAGGAGCACAUUUAGGCCAUUUGGCCCAUUGAGUCUGCUCUACUAUUUUAUUAUAGCUGAUUUAUUACCCCUGUCAAUCCCAUUCUUCUGCCUUCUCCCCACAACCUUUGAUACCCUGACUAAUCAAGAACCUAUCAACCUCAGAUUUAAAUAUACUUAUUGACUUGGCCUCCACAACUGUCUGCGGCAAUGAAUUCCACAGAUUCACCACCCUCUGGCUAAAGAAAUUCCUCCUCAUCUCUGUUCUAAUUGGACAUCCCUCUAUUCUGAUACUGUGCCUUCUGGUCUUAGACUUGUCCACUAUAAGAAACAUCCUCUCCAUGUCCACUCUAUCUAGGUUUUUUCAAUAUUCGUUAGGUUUCAAUGAGAUGCCCUUCAUUCUUUUAAACUCCAGCGAGUACAGGCCUACAGCCAUCAAAAGCUCCUCAAAGAGGUCUUUUGCACCAAUUUUCUUCCAAUUUAGAAAAUAAUCUAUGCCUCCGUUUCUUCUACCAAAGUGCAUGACUAUAUACACUUCCAUACCCUUAUUCCAUCUGCCACUUCUUUGCCCAUUCUCCCAAUCUGUUUAAGUCCUUCUGCAGACUCCCUGUUUCCUCAGCACUAUCUGCCAUUCCAUCUGUCUCUGUAGCACCUACAAGCUUGCCAUAAAGCCAUCAAUUCCAUGUGAAAGCAUGAAAAGAAGUGGUCUCAACACCUAUCCUUGGAACAGCACUUAGUCACUGACAGCCAACCAGAAAAGUCCCCUUUAUCCCCACUCUUUUUCUCCCAGCAGUCAGCCAAUUUUUUUUUAACCAUACUCAUAUCUUGUCUGUAAUAUCAUAGGCCCUGAUCUUGUUUAGCAGACUUAUGUGCGGCACUUUGUCAAAGACCUUCUGAAAAUCCAAAUAAACAACAUCCACUGACUGUCCUUUGUCUAUCCUGCUUGUUAUUUCCUCAAAAGAAUUCCAACAAAUUGGUCAGGCAAGAUUUUCCCUGAAGGAAACAUUGCUGACUUUGGCCUCCAUUAUCAUGUGCCUCCAAGUACCCUGAAACCUGAUACUUAACAAUCAACACCAAUAUCUUCCGAAUCACUGAGGUCAGGCUAACUGGCCUACAAUCUCCUUUCUUCUGUCUUUCUCCUUUCUUAAGAAGUGGAGUGACAUUUGCUGUUUUCCAGUCCUCAGGAACCUUCACGGACCAAUUUAGCCAAAACAAGUUAUUGUCUUUGUAUUAUUUAUAUUUGGACCCUUCCUGUGCAAAUGGGCUAUCUUUGAAAAAAAACAAAUGUUCAUGAGCCAGGACACAGUGGGAUAUCCUUGGCAGUGUGAAAUUCGUUAAGUGACACCAGCCUUGUUCUAAUUACUUCCUUUCCUAUGCUCGAGUAAGUCCAGCCUCUGCCAUAUUCCUCUCGGGGCCAACAGACAUCUCUGAGCUCCCAUCCCAAAUUCCACACAAUCCUUUGGGACAGACCUUGGUGCUGCCACUUUCUGGCAAGGAAACAAGGCUGCUCGAUGUAACUGAGGCAUGGUUGUGAGCAAGUCUGCCUUGUGUUUGUGCGCCAGCUACUUAAUUCCCUAUGUUUAGAUGUGAUCUCUUGUUAAAGAGCCCUUCAAACAUGACCCAUCUUUGACAGAAACAAUAGCAACUCUAUAAUCAGCUUAUACUUUCUGAAUUUGAUAUAUAUACCUGCAAAUGUUUGCAUAACAGGAAGCUUGUACUAAUUUUGGUAUUUAUUUUCUCUUAAGUGGUUACCAAGCAUUUAAGCUGCUGCCCAAGCAUAGGUCAAGUCUAGUGUAUGUUACACUGAGAGUGGCUAAUGUGUUUGGUAUGUCCCAUUGCUUUAGGUUGUUUGGAACAAUAGAUCUAAUGUAUUAUCUACACAGAUAAAUAUCUCUUUAGAUAUUUAUUUCUUCCUGGAGCCAGGCAGUGAGAAACUCUGCUCUGGCAUUAUAGUAAAAUAAUGCUGUGGAUUUCAAUCUUGUUUACAAGUCUAAAUGAACUUAACUUGAUUCAUUGGAAGCAUGUGCCACUUUACAUAUCAAUUAUGUAACAAGAACUGCAUAAAUUGAAAGAGCACAGGAGAUGAGGCACUUGACUAAUUCCUGUGCUGUUUGAUUAUGUUCCUUAUGAAACAAUCGCUGAGUGGAUGGAUCUAUGACCCAUUGAAUAUACUCAACAAUUUGUUUCUUUGUGACUCAGUCAUGCAGACAACACAUCGACUACUAAACUGUACCCUAAAUAACCUCCAUUUCCACUCCCAUGUCAAGUUUAAUUUGAUUUUCUCAUGGAUACUGUGUAAUAUUCAUUCAGUGAGAAUCAUUCAGUCAUUUUUGCAAAUCUGAAAAUGGCCCAGUUUCUGCACUGGGUCUGUGACAGACUCUGCAGAGUAAUCACAACUUGUUUGCCUCCCAGCUUGGCCUGCUCACUCUGGGCUGAAGUACUUAUUCAUGAGGAACUGAAUGCACGCACAGAGGGUGUAUUGAGCAGUAUAUAUGCAGCUUGGUUCAGCUGCUACAUACAAAGCACCAGUGGAAUCGAGUGGGCCGCAUCUAUGGAGGGAGAUGGACAGUCGAUGUUUUGGGUCGAGACACUGCAUCUGGACUAGUGAAGAAGUUUAAAUCUGCUCUUUGGGAUUUUAGUGAGACUCUCUCUCACUGCUCCCCCUCUGAUCUCUGCUGCUCGCUGGAUCUUCUCCUUCCCCUCCCCCUGACCUUAUUCUUCCCCCUUCCUUUCCAAUCUUGAUGAAAGGUCUCGGCUCAAAAUAUCAACUCAGUUCCUCUCCAUGCAUGCUGCCUGACCUGCUGAGUGAGUGUGGCUCCUGACACUGAGGUGAAAAGAGUAAAACUCAUCUGAAGCCACUUGCAAACUCUGUUGAGAUGUUAUUAGCAUUUUUCUUGGGUGGAGGUGACACAGCUGCUCCAGAAAAAAAUAGCAAUUUCCAUGGAUCUUUUGACGGUACCUUGGGUGAAUGCACAGCCUAAUUUCCACCCAUACUUCUACCUUCUGCUAAAUCUGGACGCAGAACAGGUGGAUCAGUGAGGAAACUCGGACUGGUAUCCUCUGAUCACCCAGGCACUCUCCUUACUGCUGUCUCUCAGGCCUUGAGGGCUGGAUUGGUAACAUAGCAGUCGCUUGACAAUAAAUAAUUGUUCAUGCCAUACUUGUGGGAAACGAGAUGAUUUCUAUAUAAAAAGAGAUUUGUCACUGACUAUUCUUCAGAAGUACAUAUUGCCUCCCAAAGUCGUGAACAGUAUUGAAGUAAAUUUCAUCAUAUCUUUUAAGUGUCUAUAACAAAGAAUACGAGCGAGAAGAAUGAGACUAAAUCAAUAGCUCUUUCAAAGCAACCUGACAAUGCAGCAGUGGCCUUCCCCUUUGUUGUCCGUUCUGCCAUUCAAAGGUAUUGGCAAAUGGCAGCCAGAAAGAUAUUGUUUAGAAGUACACACUCAGUGGCCACUUUAUUAGGUAUCUUCUGUACCUAUUGAAGUGACCACAAAGUGUAUGUUUGUGGUCUGCUGCAGCUUCUGCAUCCACUUAAUGUUCGAAAUGGCGAAGGGUUCUGGCCCGAAACGUUGACCGAUCUUUUCCACGGAUGCUGCCUGACCUGCUGAGUUCCUCCAGCGUGUUGUGAGCGUUGCUUUGACCCCAGCAUCUGCAGGGUAUUUUGUGUUUAACAUUGGAAAUGCUCUUCGCUUAGAGAUGGUCUUCUGCACAGCACUGUUGUGACAUGUGGUUAAUUGAGUUAUUGUCACCUUCCUGUCAGCUUCAACCAGUCUAGCCAUUCUCUUCACCUCUCUCAUUAACAAGGUGUUUUUACCCACAGAACUGCCACUCACUAGAUGUUUGUUGUUUUUCUCUGUAAACUCUAGGUGUUGUGUGUGAACAUUCCAGGAGAUCAGUUUCUGAGAUACUCAAACCAUCCGUCUGGCUCCAAUAAUUAUUCCAUCGUCAAAGUCACUUAGAUCACAUUUCUUCUCCAUUCUGAUGUUUGGGCUGAACAACAACCGAACCUCUUGACCAUGUCUGUUGGUCUUGUGCAUUGAGUUGCUGCCACAUGGUUGACUGACUAGAUACGCAAACACGAGGAAAUCUGCAGAUGCUGGAAU
This is a messenger RNA of Mobula hypostoma (lesser devil ray), 8557 nucleotides long. It is a transcript of the gene mindy4, whose product is annotated as MINDY lysine 48 deubiquitinase 4. Lineage: Eukaryota; Metazoa; Chordata; Chondrichthyes; Myliobatiformes; Myliobatidae. Gene Ontology annotation, molecular function: cysteine-type deubiquitinase activity; K48-linked deubiquitinase activity. Gene Ontology annotation, biological process: protein K48-linked deubiquitination. The transcript is spliced from 19 exons. Bases 363 to 2669 code for a protein of 768 amino acids. The record is from RefSeq and is a predicted model, not a curated record.